GGUCUAAUGCGGCCGGGAUGAGAGAGGAGAGUUUUUAGGAGGGUAGUUGCAUUCUAAGUAAGGGACUCUGCUGGGGUAAAAGAGGCGCGAACGUUGCAAGAAGGGAGUGCGGGAGUUGAGCAGGCACCUCUGCAGGAAAUGGAUGCUGUCCAGGUGCUGGUGGGCGCCCCGGGGCUACGUGGCGAAGCAGCUCAGCCGGUCCAAUCAGAGCGCGUCCGGGGCUCGGGUUUCGCGAUCUUUAAGUGAUUGAGGCAGAUCCACACGCGGCACCUGGCCAUGCGCUCAGCUCUCCCGCCACGGGAUGGUGCCUUGAGUGAAUGACCCCCUUGGAGAACAUUCUUCUGCAUCCCUCGCCUCAAGCCAGCCUCAGACAGAAAACUGAAGAUUCAGCAGAUCCAGUGCUUCCUGCUCCUCUUCUGCUCAGGAACACGCUUGCCUUCCCCAAGGCUUCUAGAAGCUCUGAGGCAGGAGGCACCCAGUUCUACCUCAUGUUUGGAGGAUCUUGCUAGCUAUGGCCCUCGUACUCGGCUCCCUGUUGCUGCUGGGGCUGUGCGGGAACACCUUUUCAGGAGGGCAGCCUUCAUCCACAGAUGCUCCUAAGGCUUGGAAUUAUGAAUUGCCUGCAACAAAUUACGAGACCGAAGACUCCCAUAAAGCUGGACCCAUUGGCAUUCUCUUUGAACUAGUGCAUAUCUUUCUCUAUGUGGUACAGCCGCGUGAUUUCCCAGAAGAUACUUUGAGAAAAAUCAUACAGAAGGCACAUGAGUCCAAAAUUGAUUAUGAUAAGCCAGAAACUGUAAUCUUAGGUCUAAAGAUUGUCUACUAUGAAGCAGGGAUUAUUCUAUGCUGUGUCCUGGGGCUGCUGUUUAUUAUUCUGAUGCCUCUGGUGGGGUAUUUCUUUUGUAUGUGUCGUUGCUGUAAUAAAUGUGGUGGAGAAAUGCACCAGCGACAGAAGGAAAAUGGGCCCUUCCUGAGGAAAUGCUUUGCAAUCUCCCUCUUGGUGAUUUGUAUAAUAAUAAGCAUUGGCAUCUUCUAUGGUUUUGUGGCAAAUCACCAGGUAAGAACUCGGAUCAAAAGGAGUCGGAAACUGGCAGACAGCAAUUUCAAGGACUUGCGAACUCUCUUGAAUGAAACUCCAGAGCAAAUCAAAUAUAUAUUGGCCCAGUACAACACUACCAAGGACAAGGCCUUCACAGAUCUGAACAGUAUCAAUUCAGUGCUAGGAGGCGGAAUUCUUGACCGACUGAGACCAAACAUCAUCCCUGUUCUUGAUGAGAUUAAGUCCAUGGCGACAGCAAUCAAGGAGACCAAAGAGGCGUUGGAGAACAUGAACAGCACCUUGAAGAGCUUGCACCAACAAAGUACACAGCUUAGCAGCAGUCUGACCAGUGUGAAAACUAGCCUGCGGGCGUCUCUCAAUGACCCUCUGUGCUCCGUGCGUCCAUCAAGUGAAACCUGCAACAGCAUCAGAUUGUCUCUAAGCCAGCUGAAUAGCAACCCUGAACUGAGGCAGCUUCCACCUGUGGAUGCAGAACUUGACAACAUUAAUAACGUUCUUAGGACAGAUUUGGAUGGCCUGGUCCAACAGGGCUAUCAAUCCCUUAAUGAUAUACCUGACAGAGUACAACGCCAAACCACAACUGUCGUAGCAGGUAUCAAAAGGGUCUUGAAUUCCAUUGGUUCAGAUAUUGACAAUGUAACUCAGCGUCUUCCUAUUCAGGAUAUACUCUCAGAAUUCUCUGUUUAUGUUAAUAACACUGAAAGUUACAUCCACAGAAAUUUACCUACAUUGGAAGAGUAUGAUUCAUACUGGUGGCUGGGUGGCCUGGUCAUCUGCUCUCUGCUGACCCUCAUCGUGAUUUUUUACUACCUGGGCUUACUGUGUGGUGUGUGCGGCUAUGACAGGCACGCCACCCCGACCACCCGAGGCUGCGUCUCCAACACCGGAGGCGUCUUCCUCAUGGUUGGAGUUGGAUUAAGUUUCCUCUUUUGCUGGAUAUUGAUGAUCAUUGUGGUUCUUACCUUUGUCUUUGGUGCAAAUGUGGAAAAACUGAUCUGUGAACCUUACACGAGCAAGGAAUUAUUCCGGGUUUUGGAUACACCCUACUUACUAAAUGAAGACUGGGAAUACUAUCUCUCUGGGAAGCUAUUUAAUAAAUCAAAAAUGAAGCUCACUUUUGAACAAGUUUACAGUGACUGCAAAAAAAAUAGAGGCACUUACGGCACGCUUCACCUGCAGAACAGCUUCAAUAUCAGUGAACGUCUCAACAUUAAUGAGCAUACUGGAAGCAUAAGCAGUGAAUUGGAAAGUCUGAAGGUAAAUCUCAAUAUCUUUCUGUUGGGUGCAGCAGGAAGAAAAAACCUUCAGGAUUUUGCUGCUUGUGGAAUAGACAGAAUGAAUUAUGACAGCUACUUGGCUCAGACUGGUAAAUCCCCCGCAGGAGUGAAUCUUUUAUCAUUUGCAUAUGAUCUAGAAGCAAAAGCAAAUAGUUUGCCCCCAGGAAAUUUGAGGAACUCCCUGAAAAGAGAUGCACAAACUAUUAAAACGAUUCACCAGCAACGAGUCCUUCCUAUAGAACAAUCACUGAGCACUCUAUACCAAAGUGUCAAGAUACUUCAACGCACAGGGAAUGGAUUGUUGGAGAGAGUAACCAGGGUUCUAGCUUCUCUGGAUUUUGCUCAGAACUUCAUCACAAACAAUACUUCCUCUGUUAUUAUUGAGGAAACUAAGAAGUAUGGGAGAACAAUAAUAGGAUAUUUUGAACAUUAUCUGCAGUGGAUCGAGUUCUCUAUCAGUGAGAAAGUGGCAUCCUGCAAACCUGUGGCCACCGCUCUAGAUACUGCUGUUGAUGUCUUUCUGUGUAGCUACAUUAUCGACCCCCUGAAUUUGUUUUGGUUUGGCAUAGGAAAAGCUACUGUAUUUUUACUUCCGGCUCUAAUUUUUGCGGUAAAACUGGCUAAGUACUAUCGUCGAAUGGAUUCGGAGGACGUGUACGAUGACCCAUCACAACAUUGAUAGCUGAUGUUGAAAUUGCUUGAGCAUCAGGAUACUCAAAGUGGAAAGGAUCACAGAUUUUUGGUAGUUUCUGGGUCUACAAGGACUUUCCAAAUCCAGGAGCAACGCCAGUGGCAACGAAGUGACUCAGGCGGGCACCAAGGAAACGGCGCCAUUGGUCUCUGGGUAGUGCUUUAAGAAUGAACACAGUCACAUUAUAGUCCAUGGUCCAUCACUAUUCAAGGAUGACUCCCUCCCUUCCUGUCUAUUUUUGUUUUUCACUUUUUUACACUGUUUCUAUUUAGACACUACAACAUAUGGGGUGUUUGUUCCCAUUGGAUGCAUUUCUGUCAAAACCCUAUCAAAUGUGAUGGCUAGGUUCUAACGUAUUGCCAUGUGUGGAGUGUGCUAAACACACACCAGUUUACAGGCAAGAUGCAUUUUUUGUACAGUAAACGGUGUAUAUACCUUUUGUUACCACAGAGUUUUUUAAACAAAUGAGUAUUAUAGGACUUUCUUCUAAAUGAGCUAAAUAAGUCACCAUUGACUUCUUGGUGCUGUUGAAAAUAAUCCAUUUUCACUAAAAGUGUGUGAAACCUACAGCAUAUCCUUCGCGCAGAGAUUUUCGUCUGUUAUACUUUAUCAAAGAUUGGCCACGUUCCACUUGGAAAUGGCAUGCAAAAGCAAUCCUAGAGAAACCUGUGUAACUCCAUCUGGCAAAUUCAAAAGAGAGAGAGAGAGAUCUUGAGAGAAAGAAAUGCUGUUCGUUCAAAAGUGGAGUUGUUUUAACAGAUGCCAAUUAUGGUGUACAGUUUAACAGAGUUUUCUGUUGCAUUAGAAUAAACAUUAAUUGGAGUGCAGCUAACAUGAAUAUCAUCAGACUAGUAUCAAGUGUUCUAAAAUGAAAUGUGAGAAGAUCCUGUCACAAUUCUUAGAUCUGGUGUCCAGCAUGGAUGAAACCUUUGAGUUUGGUCCCUAAAUUUACAUGAAAGCACAAGGUAAAUAUCCAUUUGCUUUAGGGUUUUCAUGUUGGAUCUGUCAUUAUCAAAAGUGAUCAGCAGUGAAAAACUGGUCGGACAAAAUUUAACAUUGACGUAAUGAAAUUCGAGAUGUAGGCAUUCCCCCAGGUCUUUUCAGUGCAGAUUGCAGUUCCGAUUCAUUUCAAUAAAAAAGAACUUGGAAAAA
Nomascus leucogenys (northern white-cheeked gibbon) is the source of this 4180-nucleotide messenger RNA. The record is from RefSeq and is a predicted model, not a curated record. Lineage: Eukaryota; Metazoa; Chordata; Mammalia; Primates; Hylobatidae.